This is a messenger RNA of Pochonia chlamydosporia 170, 657 nucleotides long. Its product is annotated as thioredoxin-like fold protein. The record is from RefSeq and is a predicted model, not a curated record. The coding region runs from base 1 to 657 and encodes 218 amino acids. Gene Ontology annotation, biological process: cellular response to oxidative stress; cell redox homeostasis. NCBI's taxonomy places the organism in Eukaryota, Fungi, Ascomycota, Sordariomycetes, Hypocreales, Clavicipitaceae. Gene Ontology annotation, cellular component: cytoplasm. Gene Ontology annotation, molecular function: thioredoxin peroxidase activity. The transcript has a single exon.
AUGACCGCAACACUCGCAUCUCAACUCACCGAAAUUACCAAAAAGCUAGAGUCAGCAGGAACAAAAGAGCUCAAAGAUACCAUUCUUUCAGCCAAAUCUGGCAUUGAGCAAUCCUUCGAUCCUAAGCAAGCUAUCCAACCAGGCGCAAAACUACCAGAAUUCUGUCUUCCUGAUGCCACGGGAAAAGAAGUUUCUUCUUCAGAAUUGCUCUCCAAAACCCCGCUUCUAAUUACCUUUUACCGCGGCGAAUGGUGCCCAUUCUGUAACUUAGCACUGCGAGCCUUCCAGCUUCGUCUGGCGGAAAUUGAAGCUAAGGGUGUGACUUUCGUCGCAAUCUCACCAGAGCUACCUGACACUUCUCUAAGUACGGUUGAGAAGAAUGAGCUUAGCUUUCCCGUGUUAUCCGAUGUCGGUCUAAAAUUUGCCAGGAAGUUGGGAAUAGUUUGGAAGCAACCUGACGAGCUUCGUGCUGUAUUUGACACUUUUGGAACAAGCCUAAAGGCGCGGAAUGGAGAUGACUCCUUCGAGGUUCCGAUUCCGACCACCAUCCUUGUCGACCGGGAUGGAGUGGUGAGAAAUGUGCAUGCGGAUCCUGACUAUUUCAAGAGGCUGGAGCCUCAGGAGGCGUUGGACUGGAUCAAGGAGUUGCGACGUUAA